This is a messenger RNA of Cheilinus undulatus (humphead wrasse), 1907 nucleotides long. RefSeq lists its product as uncharacterized. Bases 158 to 1885 code for a protein of 575 amino acids. Gene Ontology annotation, molecular function: RNA polymerase II cis-regulatory region sequence-specific DNA binding; DNA-binding transcription factor activity, RNA polymerase II-specific. The transcript has 3 exons. Gene Ontology annotation, biological process: regulation of DNA-templated transcription. The record is from RefSeq and is a predicted model, not a curated record. NCBI's taxonomy places the organism in Eukaryota, Metazoa, Chordata, Actinopteri, Labriformes, Labridae.
AUGUCUCGAAGGAGAGCGCUACAGGAGGAGUGCAGUGAUGAAGUAAACAACGUGCUCAUUGUCAGCGGUCUCCGUACUAAUUAAUACCACCUUAAUACUUAUUAUAGUCGAAGUCAAGACCUGGAGCAGACUACAACAGCAGCGUUUGUUUACAUUCAUGGACAAAGAAAAGAGCAGCGACAUUCAUGGGCAGUGCUCCUGGAUGGAGAUGCAUCAUUUCAUCAGUGACCUUGCUACAUCUGGAAACAGCACCAAGAAUCAGCCAGAUGUGCUAAACGUAGCGUGGGGCGUGGUCGGUGACGGCGCUGAUGGCGGCAGUGAGGCUGUGGGGUUCAGGAGUUCACUGGGACUUCAGCCCGCCCAGAGCAAGCCAGAGGCGGAGGCUGGGAGAGAGAUCCAGACUACAACAUCACAGAGUAAAGGAGAGGGCAGAUCUGUUAGAAAAGAUGUGCAUUUUUCCUGCACCUGCCCCGGCUGCCCCUACUCCACUUCUCAUUCAUUUGAGACUUUAAAAUCCAGACAACCUUCAACCUCCAGCAGCACCACUCCAAGAAGCCUCAGCAUUCACUUAACAGACACUGAACCCAGCAGCACCACCGCAUCUGAGCUAGAGACUAGACACAGGGAGGAGGCAGACAGAGGGACUCGGAGCCCGGCUACAUCCUCGGACAUCCCUCCCUCCGCAGCAGACUCCAGCUCCUUUACCCACCUCUCCAUGUUUCCCUGCUUAUGUUGCCAUCGCAGCUUCCGAACCUGCACCCAAGGCUUAGAUAUCCAGUUUUCCCAUCCCCACACCCACCAUCAUUUUCACCACCACCAUUGCCCACUUACCUCUUGUUUACCUUGCCCUCAGCUCUCAAGCCCUUUCCCCUGCCUGCGAUCCUUUCCUUCCUGCUCUCAGGUGUGCCACCACCAGCACAGACAAACACACUCUCAGCCACAGGAAGAAAGAGGCCAUGCAGCCUCCACAGUGUUGUCGCCACAUCCCUGUAUGCACUGUUCUGCCUCUUUUUCCAGACCGUCACAGCUGCUGCAGCACCAGCGCUCUGAGCAUGCUCACAAACCAUCUGGCUUUCUCUGCACAGAGUGCGGCAGGGCCUUCAACUCGCACAGCAACCUCCGCAUUCACCUCAAUGUUCACACUGGAGCAAGACCCUACUCCUGCCCUGACUGUGGGAAGAGUUUCAGCCAGUCAGGGGCUCUGAAAAUCCACAGGCGAAUUCACACAGGUGAAAGGCCAUAUCCCUGUGGAUUUUGUGGGAGAGGGUUUCCCCAUCUAGCAGGGGUGCGUGCCCAUCAGAGGACACACACAGGAGAGAAACCCUACCGCUGCAGCCACUGUGGGAAAUGCUUUACCCAGUCUGGAGCUCUCAAAAUCCAUACCCGGAUCCACACAGGAGAGAGGCCCUUUAUCUGCAGUCUCUGUGGGAAGGGAUUCUCCAACCGCUCUGGGAUCCGCUUCCACUACCGAACAGUUCACGGCCUGACCCCUGAACAAGCUGGAGAAGCUGGUUAUCAGGGACCAGCAGGCCAUUUUGGGCAUCCAAAGACUUUUCCUCAAACAAGCAUUGGACUAAAUCCUCCUAGCAGCCCUGGGAGAAACUCACAUGCAGCUCCAACUUCUACAGAUUCUGCUACCCAUCUUAACCUGGCUCCUCUUGUUGGGAAUGAGAGCAAAUCUCAGUCAGAGGGACUAAACCGGGAUAGUAACAGAGAGGUACUUCUGUAUACAUGUGAAGACUGUGGGCUGCAUUUUAAGGAUGCCCUGUCCAGGAACAGACACCAGGCUGUGAUGCACUACUCCACUGAGGGGAGAGAAGAAGAGGAGGGACGGAGGAAGGAGUUAAGCACAAAUGAGAGAGUCUGUGAUAAUAGAGGGCAGUAAAAAUGGAAUAAAACAGUAACUG